AUGGCUGAGAAGAACAAAAGCUCCAGUUGAAUAAGCAUAUUAUGAUGAUGAUUUACAGGCAAUGAUGGGCCCAAAAAGAGAACCAGAAAAUCUCCUAAACUUGACGAAGAUGAAAAUGAGAAUGUAAUGUAUAUCAACGAGAUGCAAUCACAAUUUAUGUAUAUUAACCCAGAAAAUGAAGAAGAAGAGGAUGAUGAAGAGGGUAAAGUUUCAGGCCAAAGUUCCAAAAGUUUCAGAAAAAGUCAGAAAUCUAAUAAAUAAAAAUAAGAAUUCUAAAUCAAGGCUUCAAGGAAGGUUAAUAAGUCAAGGUACUCCAACCAGAACAACUCUAAAUCAGAGAGCAGCGAGGAUGAGAAAUCUGAAUAUGUCAAUAAAGAUGAAACCUAUACAAAACCUCAAUGAUAACACGUCUAAAGAUCAAUCUAUUAUUAAGAGAAAACCAAAGAAAGAGCGCUCGACUAUUAGAGCAAAGAGAGAAAAGGAGAUGUCAAUGAAUAGUAUCUCACUAGCUAAAUAACCGGGUUAUUUUUGAUAACAAAAACGGGUUCAGGACCUCCAAUCUUGUAUUUAGCUCAGUAAUAGCCCCUGGUGAAGAAGAUGAAAUUAAUGAAUAUGACAAAGAAAAAUUUGAGCCUCACAAAUAUUACCAAGAAGUUGACAGUUCAGCAGCAAUUAUGAGAAAUAGAAAGACAAGAGAAGUCUAUUAUAAGAACAGGAAGAGAAAAGUCGAUCAAGAUAGGGAAAGUAAUGAUCACCAAAGAAAUUUCAUAGAAGAUGAAGAUGACUCAGAGUAUGCCGAUCCUCAACCCCAAGAGCCAAAGGAAUAUAAUAAUUUUAUCAGUAGUCCAGCUAAUGAUAGUGUAUCUACUUCUAAUGCAAAUAUGGUGAACGCGGUUAAAGAAAAUUUUAUCACAAAUGAACACUCAAAUCAAAGUUCAUUUUUAAGAAAUGACAAAAUGAGCAAGCAAAGCAUCCAAGAUGCAAGUAUGGCAAAAGGAACUAUUAAUGAAACUUUAAAUGAAGCUAAACUGGCUCCUAGAAAGAUUCCUUCAAAGAAACAAUCAAGUGACAAAAGGAGACGGAUAGUGAAUACGAGGCAAAAUUUAAUCACUGGGAGCUCUGAGAACGCUGAUCGAAAAAGCACACAUCCUAUGGUUUCUUCCCCACCUCUAAAUCCUCAAAAACGACCUCUUUCAAAGACUGGUUUGAUAACUGAUCUCCAUAUGCCCCCUCAAAAUGCUGCAAUAAUUGGCAUGAAAUUGGUAGAAAAACCUUCAAACGAUAGAGACCCUACAUCCAUCCUCCCCACUAGAUCUCACCCAGACACCAUCUCGAAUCUGUACAUUAAAGCGGUCACCCAGAAUGCAGCAGGCGGGCAAAGACAAGAAGUUGACUUGGACAGGCAGGAACGGAAGGAAGAGAACAGUGAACAACUUUAAAAACACAAAUGUCAACUUGGCCAGCUUCUUGAAUAAGAGAAAAGUUGAGCAAGCUGAAGACAUCGUUGAGAGACAACUUUCCGAAAUUGAGAAUCUUUUUGAAAGAAGGGCUCUACCUAAGCAGAAGCCAUCACAAGCAGAACUAACGAAUGAGGGUCUUAAUUUGUCCUCCUCAGAUGGACUCACCUCCAAGAUUUCUAGUGUGAGCAAGGCCUAUUCAAGGAAAAAAAAGAUUUUGAAAAGGUCACUUUUUCAAUAACUAUUAAAGUUUUUGGCCACUUACGAACCAUAGCCAUGAGACCGAAGGCUUAAUGAAAAUUUUAGGUUUUGAAAAUUGCUACCGUUUUAAGCCUAUCUUCUGGAUCAUAAAGACUUUUAAUCUUAGUUUUUGAA
Molecule: messenger RNA, 1832 nt
Organism: Moneuplotes crassus
Lineage: Eukaryota; Ciliophora; Spirotrichea; Euplotida; Euplotidae
Source: the annotation of a GenBank genome assembly